Molecule: messenger RNA, 4127 nt
Organism: Cydia pomonella (codling moth)
Lineage: Eukaryota; Metazoa; Arthropoda; Insecta; Lepidoptera; Tortricidae
Product: gastrula zinc finger protein XlCGF26.1-like
Exons: 2
Coding region: 2533-3717 (394 amino acids)
Biological process (GO): regulation of transcription by RNA polymerase II
Cellular component (GO): nucleus
Molecular function (GO): DNA-binding transcription activator activity, RNA polymerase II-specific; RNA polymerase II cis-regulatory region sequence-specific DNA binding
Source: RefSeq, a predicted model, not a curated record
AAAUUCAAAUUCAAAAUUGACUUAAAAAAUAUUUGUCAUUCUGAUUACUUCAGUUUACUAUUUAUACUGAUUUGGUUGUGUCGUUGAUGUGAUUUUCUAUUUAUUGUAAAUAUUUAUUAAAACAAUAGCAAAGGUAUAUUCCUCCCUUUUAUUCAUGCAGUCCACCAUACCAUACCAUCUUUUUUAUAUUCAUCAAUGGUAUAAAAACUUGCAUUACACAAUAUAUUUUUAACUCAUCAUAUGGUAGCGACUUUAUGUUUGCAGGAAUUUUAUUAAAUGUUUGUAUACACAUGUGAUAUGCGCUUUUUAGGGUUCCGUAGUCAACUAGGAACCCUUAUAGUUUCGCCAUGUCCGUCUGUCUGUCUGUCUGUCCGAGGCUUUGCUCCGUGGUUGUUAGUGCUAGAAAGCUGAAAUUUGGCAUGAAUAUAUAAAUCAAUAAAGCCGAUAAAGUCGUCCAAUAAAAUCUAAAUUUUUUUUUUUAGGGUACCUCCCUUACACAUAAAGUGGGGGUGAAUUUUUUUUCUCGCUUCAACCCUAGAGUGUGGGGUAUCAUUGGAAAGGUCUUUCAAAACUAUUACGGUUUUUCAAGAAACAUUUUUUGAUAAAGUGAAAAUAUACGGAGAUAAUGGCUCCGAAAAAAAAAAUUGUGUCCCCCCCCUCUAACUUUUGAACCAUAGGUCCAAAAAAUAUGAAAAAAAUCGUAGAAGUAGAGCUUAAGAAAGACAUUAAAUGAAAACUAUAGCGGACAUGAUCAGUUUAGCUGUUUUUGAGUUAUCGCAAAAAGUUUUCCCUUCAUAGUAAAAAGACUUACUUUAAUUAGGUACUGAUUAUGCAAAUUUGCCUAUUUGCUUAACUCGGGUGAAAGGUACCGUUUCAUCCCUUGGUUAACAAUUUACUAUACCUUAAGCUCCAGUUUAGCUUAUUGUGACGGAAGAGUAACUACGGAACCCGACACUGAGCGUGGCCCGACAUGCUCUUGGCCGGUUUUUUAAAUAUUGGUUUGACGACUGAUUUUUUAAAUAUCGUAGGGAAUGUGCCUUGUUCGAAGGAUUUGUUAAUCAAAUACUAUAGAUGAACUGCCAGUAUCGAUGAAAUACUUUUUAUGAUUUUGGUCGGUAUUUCAUCAAAUCCAGUAGAAGAGGUAUUUGUAAGAGAGCAUAUGAUUUUAUAUAUUUCACUCGGACCAGUUGGCGUUAGAAACAUAAUGUUGUGUUGAGAUACUUGAGAUUUAAAGGUUAUUAUUGGCUUUGGGAACUGAUUGCUGUUCUUAGAUGAUUGGUUUAUAUUAAUAUAAUAGUCAUUAAAAUCUUCUGCAAUGUCUUGAGACCUGUGUAAUUGGAUUUCAUGCCUGUCUGUAAUACUAGUUAUUUCUUUUUAGGGUUCCGUAGCCAAAUGGCAAAAAACGGAACCCUUAUAGAUUCGUCAUGUUCGUCUGUCUGUCCGAAUAUGUCACAGCCACUUUUUUCCGAAACUAUAAGAGCUAUACUGUUCAAACUUGGUAAGUAGAUGUAUUCUAUGAACCGCAUUAAGAUUUUUACAAAAAAAAAACAAUACAUUUUGGGGGUUCUCCAUACUUAGAACUGAAACUCAAAAAAUCUUUUUUCAUCAAACCCAUACGUGUGGGGUAUCUAUGGAUAGGUCUUCAAAAAUGAUAUUUAGGUUUCUAAUAUAAUUUUUUUCUAAAGUGAAUAGUUUGCGCGAGAGACACUUCCAAAGUGAAAAAAUGUGUGAAGUUACAGGGGGGCCUGUAACUUCUAAAAUAACAGAAUGAAAAAUCUAAAAAAAAAUAUAUGAUAUACAUUACCAUGCAAACUUCCACCGAAAAUUGGUUUGAACGAGAUCUAGUAAGUAGUUUUUAAUACGUCAUAAAAUUAAAAAAAAAAAUUUUUUUUUUCUUCAAACUCAUACGUGUGGGGUAUCUAUGGAUAGGUCUACAAAAUGAUAUUGAGGUUUCUAAUAUCAUUUUUUUUGAGUUUCAGCACAGAUUAGAUAUUUGUAACUAAUCCGGGCUAUCGGUAGAUUGUGAUGAGACUUUGUUUAAGAUCCAUUGUACAGUAAACAGCGCCCCAACUGAAGAUAGUGCCCACUUAGCUUAAGUACCCUCUUAGCUUAAGUACCCUCGUCGCCGUACUAGCUGUUUAGUAAAGUAGAUACUCAGUCUGGGGUCCGUUUGGCAACUAAUCCCAAGAAUUGGCGUAGGUACAAGUCUUUACGAAAACGUCUGAUAUCUGUCCUGACUUUCCAACCCAUAGAAACUAUGCCUUUUGGGGUUAGUAUGGUUUCCUCACGAUGUUUCCUUCACCGUGUCCUGCAUGGAUUCAAGCAUUAUUUUUGCCCAUAUACCAAACCCUGUCGCUCCAUAAUCCAUGCUCGAAAAUGCGUACCGUAAUGUAAGACACAGCCUGAAGUAGAGUUGUUGUUGUAGUGGAGGAGCGGGCAGUCAAGUCGGAGGUGUCGGCCGCGGCGAGUGACGAGGACUGCGUGUCGGUGUGUUCGGACGGCAGCGCCGCCCGCGCCAGGGCACAGCUCGCGAUGGCUUGUUCCGUGGUGCUCGAGCGCCUCCGCGGCGACGCCACUGCGAACAGCGGAGGCAAACCAUACAGCUGCGAACUCUGUGGCGAACGUUUUAUAAAUAAGUCUAUUUUAAGGAAUCACUUACAAUAUACCCACUUAUCGUCUGGACCCAAGAGAUAUGCUUGUGAUUCUUGUAGUUUUACGUUUCAAACCAAAUUGCUUGUAAUAGAACACGAGAAAAGCGAACACGGUGUCACAAAUUUCAUGUGUGCUGAUUGUGCGUAUACAACAAGUUCCAAGAAGACUUUGGAGACUCAUUUAAAGAGUCACUCUUUGGAAAAAAACUUCAAUUGUAGUCACUGUAGUUACACAAGUUUGUGUAAAAGUGAUUUACACAAACACAAAACAAUACACUUUGCUGGAAAACCUUUUGAGUGUAGCGACUGUGAUUUCAAAUGCAGAGUUGAAUCAAAUCUGCGACGUCACAAGAAGACACACAAUCGGAGGCAACAGAGAAUACUCACUGGAAAACAGCCUAACAAAUGUAAUUAUUGCGACUACAAGUGCAGUACUAGUUCUAUUUUACAAAGACACGAAAGAAAACAUACUGGCGAGAAGCCAUUUCAUUGUAGCCACUGUGAUUACAAAUGCAGUUGGAAGUCAGACUUACAAAGACACCUGAUGAUACAUACUGGGUCGAAGCCAUUUCAGUGUAGCCACUGUGAUUACAAAUGCAGACAUAAGUCAAACUUACAACAACACCUGAUGAUACAUACUGGAGCGAAGCCAUUUCAGUGUAGCCACUGUGAUUUCAAAUGCAUUCAGAAGUCAAACUUACAAAGACACCUGAUGAUACAUACUGGGGCGAAGCCAUUUCAGUGUAGCCACUGUGAGUACAAAUGCAGAAAUAAGUCAACCUUACAACAACACCUCAUGAUACAUACUGGGGCGAAGCCAUUUCGGUGUAGCCACUGUGAUUACAAAUGCAGUCGGAAGUCACACUUACAAAGACACCUGAUGAUACAUACUGGGGCAAAGCCAUUUCAGUGUAGCCACUGUGAUUACAAAUGCAGACGGAAGUCAUACUUACAAAGACACUUGACGAUACAUACUGGGACGAAGCUAUUUAAAUGUAGCAGUUGCGUAUAUAAGACCAAUCGGAAAGGAGACUUGCUAAAACAUGAGAUGAUACAUACUGACUAAAAGCCUUUUCUUUGUACCCACUGCAACUACAGAAGUGGAUAUAAAUAUGAUUUACAAAGACAUCUUAAAACGAAACAUUCCGGUGAAAAACCCAGAAAUAGUUCCUACAGAACAUGUGUCGGGUGUGGGCUAUGUGGUGUAUGUGUCGUGGCUCCCUUGCACGAUGUGUUCCCGGUGUCGUGCCGGCGUGUGUCGUGCAGGACGAGCGAGUGGCGUGUGUAGUGGCGAGAGGCUGCUUCAGGUUGCGUCUCCACUAGAGAUGUGCGAGGAUGCGUAGCGAGGGAUGUGUUGUUUAAGAACCAAGAAUCACAUCAUUUGUUUUCCUUUCCUCGCUCAGCGUGUAGUGAUUCUAUUGGUUCUUAUAACAAACACAUCCCUCGCUACCGACCUGGACAGUAAGGCUGUGUUCC